AUGGACGGCGAUCCAGAGAAAACCGGUCCUCCUGUGGAGAAACAAUCCGGAGAUUCCAGUGCGGGACCGGAUAUCUCAUCCCCCGCCCACACACAGGCAGCUGCGGUAUCAGUUCUAGACGGUGAGAAACAGCCCGAUGCUAAUAAUCAUAUUAAUCAUAUCGAAUUAUCGGGAUCGGGAUCGGGAUCGAGAUCGAGAUCAGCCGCCAGCAAUGAAGACCUCCCGAAUCUCAAGAAACUAGACUCGAAAGUGGUGGCCCCGCCUGAGGAAAAGGAUCUCGACGUGGCGCUCGCCCAUCUCCCUGAACAUGAACAGGAUAUCCUCAAGGAACAGCUCGACAUCCCAAAUGUUAAGGUCACCUACCUUACAUUGUUUCGAUAUGCCACAAAAUCUGACAUCGUCCUGCUCCUCCUGGGCUCUUUUACCUCGAUUGCGGGUGGCGCUCUGCUGCCCUUGUUUACCAUUCUUUUCGGGCAAAUGGGGGGCACCUUCCAAGACAUCGCCCUCGAAAGAAUUACCCUCAGUAAAUUCAACUCGGAGGUUUCGAAGUUUGCUCUCUACUUCGUUUAUCUUGGAAUUGCCAUGUUCAUCCUUAUCUAUAUUGGGACGGUUGCUUUCAUCUAUGUCGGCGAACAUAUCUCCCAGAAAAUCAGAGAAAAUUAUCUUUCCGCCACCUUGCGCCAGAAUAUCGCAUUCUUUGACAGAUUGGGCGCGGGGGAGAUCACCACUCGCAUCACCGCGGAUACCAACCUGAUUCAGGAUGGCAUAUCGGAGAAAGUUGGAUUGACAAUGACUGCUGUCGCCACCUUCAUCACCGCCUUUGUAAUUGGAUUUGUCAAGUUUUGGAAGCUGACACUUAUUUGCUCGUCAACAGUCGUCGCUCUCACUGUUCUGAUGGGCGGAGCAUCCAGGUUCAUUGUUGACUAUAGCAAAAAGUCCUUAGAAAGUUAUGGCGUGGGCGGAACGGUGGCAGAGGAAGUGCUCAGCUCUAUUCGGAACGCCACCGCAUUUGGCACGCAGGAGAAGCUAGCCCGACAGUACGACACUCAUCUCGUCGAGGCCCGGAAAUGGGGAACAAAAUUACAGAUUGCUCUGGGCUGUAUGAUCGGAGGAAUGAUGGGCAUCAUCUUCCUAAAUUAUGGUUUGGGUUUCUGGAUGGGUUCUCGAUUCCUUGUCCGUGGUGAAACCACUCUUUCGGACAUCCUGACUAUCCUCCUGGCCAUUAUCAUUGGGUCUUUCAGUUUGGGCAACGUGACUCCCCACGGACAGGCGUUUACCGCAGCAAUCAGCGCUGGCCAGAAAAUCUUCAGCACCAUCGACCGACCAUCCCCAAUCGACCCCACCUCUGACGUAGGCGAAACAAUUGAGAACGUCAAAGGUACCGUCGAAUUCCGAAACAUCAGACACAUCUAUCCAUCCCGGCCAGAGGUCGUUGUUAUGGACGACGUUAGUUUGGUAGUCCCCGCUGGGAAGACAACCGCUCUUGUCGGCCCAUCUGGAUCAGGUAAAAGCACGGUCAUAGGGCUGAUGGAACGAUUCUACAACCCGGUUGGCGGAACUGUCUUGCUGGAUGGCCAUGAUUUACUGACCCUUAAUCCCCGUUGGCUCCGACAACAGAUUUCCUUGGUUAGCCAGGAGCCAACCCUUUUUGGCACCACGAUAUACAUGAACAUCAAACAAGGCCUGAUUGGUUCCAGCUUUGAACAGGAACCAGAAGAGAAAAUUCGGGAACGCAUCGAGAAUGCUGCAAAAAUGGCUAACGCACACGAUUUCAUCGUGAGUCUCCCCGAGGGUUAUGAGACCAACGUUGGCGAACGAGGUUUCCUGCUUUCAGGUGGCCAGAAACAGCGUAUUGCCAUUGCUCGCGCCAUGGUCAGCGAUCCGAAGAUUCUCCUCCUUGACGAAGCCACUUCCGCGUUGGACACCAAAUCAGAAGGGGUUGUCCAAGCUGCAUUGGAUGCUGCGGCAGUCGGAAGAACCACAAUCGUGAUUGCCCAUCGUCUGUCCACGAUCAAAAAUGCGCAUAAUAUCGUCGUUAUGGUGGCUGGCCGUAUUGUCGAACAAGGAACUCACGACGAACUGGUAGACCGUAACGGAGCUUAUCUCCGGCUCGUCGAAGCACAGCGCAUUAACGAAGAACGGAGUGCCCAAGCUCCACUUGAGGAGGAAGAGGACGAGGAAGAUAUAAUGCUAUCUAAGGAGUAUUCCCCUGCUCGUCGACCUUCUGGCCCCUCGCAGAGUGUGUCUUCGGGGAGAUAUGCUGGUGCUGGGGACGAAGAAGAGCUGCAACGGACUGACACAAAGAAGUCACUCUCGAGCAUGAUUCUUUCCAAACGUGCACCGGAGUCAACACAGAAGUAUAGCCUGCUCACGCUUAUCCGAUUUAUCCUCUCUUUCAAUAAACCGGAAAAGGGAUUGAUGGUGGCCGGACUUUUCGUAUCCAUAAUAUGCGGUGGCGGACAACCCUCGAUGGCGGUGUUUUUCGCCAAAGCAAUCAACGCGCUCUCCCUUCCCCCACAAUUUUAUAAUAAGCUGAGAAGCGAUUCAAAUUUCUGGUCGCUCAUGUUUCUGAUCCUCGGACUCGUCACUUUUUUCGCGUACUGUCUCCAAGGAACAUUGUUCGCCAUUUGUUCCGAACAGCUGAUUCACCGUGCGCGACGCGAGGCAUUCCGGUCCAUGCUCCGACAAGACAUUGCUUUCUUUGACCGUGAAGAGAAUAGCACUGGUGCCUUGACUUCAUUCCUGUCUACAGAAACCAAACAUCUUUCUGGUGUCAGUGGAGUGACGCUGGGUACAAUCCUCCUGGUUACAACCACGCUUGGGGCGUCACUUAUCGUGGGUCUAGUGAUUGGUUGGAAACUUGCCCUCGUCUGUGUCUCAACCAUCCCCGUUCUCCUCGCCUGUGGAUACUACCGAUUUUACAUCUUAGCCCUCUUCCAGGCUCGGUCCCAAAAAGCCUACCAAAAGUCCGCGAGUUACGCGUGUGAAGCGACUUCGGCUAUUCGCACCGUUGCAUCGCUGACUAGAGAGGCAGAUGUUUCUGGCAGUUACCAUGGCCAAUUAGAGGUACAGGCUAAAAAGAGUCUUAUUUCCGUUCUCAAAUCAUCCCUCCUGUAUGCAGCAUCUCAGUCCAUGAUGAUGUUCUGUAUUGCUCUUGGGUUCUGGUACGGCAGUACACUGCUAGGCACGAAGGAGUACAGCUUGUUUCAAUUCUUCGUCGUUUUCAUGGAGAUAACAUUUGGUGCGCAGUCUGCCGGGACUGUCUUCUCCUUUGCACCGGAUAUGGGUAAGGCCAAGAGUGCCGCUGCUGAAUUUAAAAUGCUCUUCGACAGAAAGCCGGCAAUCGACACCUGGUCGGAGGAAGGCGAUACAGUGGAGAACGUCGAGGGGACCAUUGAGUUUCGUGAUGUGCAUUUCAGAUAUCCCAACCGGCCUGAGCAACCUGUUCUCCGCGGUCUGAACUUGACCGUUAAACCAGGCCAGUAUGUGGCCUUGGUGGGAGCUAGUGGUUGCGGGAAGAGUACCUCUAUCGCACUCCUCGAGCGCUUUUAUGAUCCGCUAGCUGGCGGAGUGUACGUUGAUGGAAAGGACAUCACUAGGUGCAACAUCAACUCCUAUCGAAGCUUCAUUUCCCUUGUCAGCCAGGAACCUACUCUAUACCAAGGCACGAUCCGUGAUAAUAUCCUGCUGGGCAUUGAUAACGAUAACGUACCUGAGGAACAAGUUGUCCAGGCAUGCAAAGCUGCCAAUAUCUAUGACUUCAUCAUUUCUCUUCCAGACGGCUUCUAUACCGUUGUCGGCAGCAAAGGAAGCAUGUUAUCCGGCGGCCAAAAGCAGCGCAUCGCCAUCGCCCGCGCCCUCAUCCGUGAUCCUAAAAUCCUCCUCCUAGACGAAGCUACAUCUGCCCUUGACUCAGAAUCUGAAAAAGUUGUCCAGGCAGCGUUGGAUGCAGCCGCCAAAGGCCGUACAACCAUCGCAGUCGCCCAUCGCCUCAGCACCAUACAAAAGGCUGAUGUCAUUUAUGUCAUUGACCAAGGGCGGGUGGUGGAGAGUGGCACCCAUCAUGAACUGUUGGCGAAUAAAGGGCGGUAUUUUGAGUUGGUGAGUUUGCAGAGUUUGGAGAAGACGCAUUAA
This is a messenger RNA of Paracoccidioides lutzii Pb01, 4134 nucleotides long. RefSeq names its product leptomycin B resistance protein pmd1. The record is from RefSeq and is a predicted model, not a curated record. Gene Ontology annotation, cellular component: membrane. The transcript is spliced from 3 exons. Gene Ontology annotation, molecular function: ATP hydrolysis activity; ATP binding; ABC-type transporter activity. The coding region runs from base 1 to 4134 and encodes 1377 amino acids. Gene Ontology annotation, biological process: transmembrane transport.